AUGAGGUCCAUUUGGACCAUAUUCCUCUUUCUGCCAGUCUCUCUGGCUUCUUUUUGUGGACAAUAUGGAGUCCCAUUCAGUUUAGAAGUCUUGCCAAAUGGACUUCCGGUGUUAGGCUGUGCACAGCCAUCUUGCAUCGCUCAACCUGAAGACGGCGUUGAUGAUUCGAUUUUUGAGACCGAUGGCACCGGACAGGUGGAUGGCUUUUUCCGCGAUGGAGAUCGUGAACAAAAUACCCGCCUUACAGCUAACAAAUUCAAAGCGAAUUGCUCUCGAGCUAAUCAAUUGGCUUGUUUGCGAAAAAAUCAAUGGGUUGGCGGAAUCGAGUUCAUCGAUCAUCCAAGACAACCACUUGUCCUUCAAUGUUGCACAUUUGAUGGGUUAAAGUUCUCGCAAGACGUUGGAGUGACAACAAUUUCGACUGGAGAAGCGGUGACAGGCGGAGAAGUGGUUCGAGACGGUCGCCAAAUCUCGUUUGAUGUCAUUGCUAAUGUGAGAAAAGUGAUCGAUUCACAGGAUGAUACAGUCUCGUAUGAAGUGACAGUGAGAAGAAUGAAUUGUUUACCCGAUCCACCUGAAGUCGAAGUACAGUAUGAGCAAGAUCUCGAGGAUGAGGUUUUUCGAGUUUUGGGAACAGCUGGAAACAUGACUUUGAAAAAAGAUCAUUCGAAAGAGUACACAAAUUCGCAAUCACAAGAAAAAUCACAAGAGAAUUUCAUCGUUUCUGCCGAGCAAAUGAUCGAGAAAAGAACCGUUUUCAAGCCGGUUAAAAAGCCAAGAAAGAAACCAAGCAGCGACUUUGCCUUUGGCGCUCCAAACUUCAAUCCUCUUGAAUCGCCAAUGCCAAAACAACGUCCACAAAAAGUUAUGAAUGAACAGUAUCAACCAAUGACUGUUCAACCCCAUCCAAGAACUCAAGCGCCGAAUCGACCAAUGCAAAAGGCGUCCACUACUGUGAAUCCACAUCCAACGACAACAACACCAAUCCCGACAACGACAUCUAUCUUUACUCCAGUAACGAUCGGACAAUUCGUGAACUUUGGUCCUCAAGCAGUGACACCAGCGCCAGUCAGUCAAAUCGGACUUGGCUUUCAACCUCAAACUUUACCCACAAUACCACCAUUCUUUAAUCCGUUUGCUUUACCUGCACAACAACAAUUUGGAAUUAUCACCCCAGCGCCAAAUCCUUUCAUUUUCCCACAACACUCACUCUUCCCUCAACAGAUCCCUGGACUGAGCGCAGCCCAAUUUGGUACCUUAAAUGCAAAUGGUUUUGGUCACACUCAAUUAUCACCUUUGGCUCAACAAAGCCAAGUUGUGAGCUAUGGAUCACCAUCAAUUUCUCCUCUCUCAUCAUGGCAAUCGUUUAACCCGUUUGCUAGUCAUCAACUUUGGCCUUUUGGACAGACACAAGCAUUUUCAAUGAUGGGAGCUCAAACGAUAAGCCAGCCACAGCCACAGCCAUUGAAAACUUCUCAGCCAAUAAACAACAACGAAAAUCGAUUUCGAGUGAAUCUAGGAGAAGCUACAGAGUUUGUCUCGCCAAGUCUCACUUCUAGUGCUCAGUACACGAAUGUCAACAAUCAACAAUCUCAACAGCCUUUACCUUUCACUCAUCCAAAUUUCCCACAAUUUUCACAAAACUUUCAAACUCAAAACUAUGCUCUAGGC
Molecule: messenger RNA, 1671 nt
Organism: Mesorhabditis belari
Lineage: Eukaryota; Metazoa; Nematoda; Chromadorea; Rhabditida; Rhabditidae
Source: the annotation of a GenBank genome assembly